This is a messenger RNA of Owenia fusiformis, 1696 nucleotides long. The record is from the annotation of a GenBank genome assembly. Lineage: Eukaryota; Metazoa; Annelida; Polychaeta; Sabellida; Oweniidae.
AUUACUUUGAAAACUGAAGCAUUUUGUGCUUUGAUGACGCCAGAUUAAUAAAUGAGUUUUAAGUUUUUAGCAAAAUUGAACCAGAUAACCUUGAAGGCAACUUUGAAGACAGAAGAUUAAUGAAGGAGUUAAUGAAAGAGAAGUACAUUUGUAUUUAAAGUGCAAAGUGAAGUUGGUAUGCAGAGGACAAAAAAGAGACUUAUUUUGUAUGUUGGAACUACUGAUAGUAAUUCAUUAAGAUAAUUAUACAAGUUUUCAGAAAUAAUGCUUAAACAGUAUUUUAACAAGCUAAAUCUUCUAUAUUGUAUCGUCAUUUUAAUGAUAAUAAUGAAUGGAGUUUUAUACGGCUUGUAUUUAACAGGAAAUAAUUAUAACAUUUUGCCAACUGAAAUAACUUAUAAUUCAUCUAAACAAAACGCUCUUCCAAAUUUAUUACUUAUCAUAAAUAUAUCAUCGAAGAAGCCUAAUCAGUUUGACACAACUGAAAUAGAUGAAAGUAUUACAAGAGCAUCAGGCAGCAUCGUAAGAACAGAGGCUACUUCAAAGGAAAUUAUGGAUAUAACAAAAGAGCCAGUGUUAAUACAAAAUGGGGGUGACAAUUUAUCAUUAACGCAAACUAUAACAGAUCUGCCUUUUGAAAAUGUAUCGUUUGAUGUAACAACAACAGGUGGAGCUACACGUAUCACAACUACUCAAAUUCCAAGAUCAUAUCCUGAUGUGUUCAAACCAAAGAUGACUGACAUUGAGAAAAAAAUAGUUGUUGAAAUGUUAGAUACAUUUGACAAAAUUACCAAAACUUACAAUUUGACAUAUUUUAUAUAUGGAGGAACUAUGAUAGGAUCCUGGAGGCAUCAUGGAAUAAUACCAUGGGACGAUGAUAUAGACCUCAUGAUGAAUGCUUCACAGAAGGCACAAGUCUACACAGCAUUGUCAUCUCAAAAUCCACUGUAUCAGGUGUGGAGACCACAGGGGAAGAUUUUCACACAGGACUUCCAGUGGAAAUUCUACAGCGAAUCAUCUAGGACAAUACCCCACUAUCCUUGGUGGAAAUGGCCAUUUUUAGACAUUUUCUUCUUUAACGAAAAUGCAACUCAUUUAUGGGACCAUCAUUCCAAGAACCAUGGUUUUCUGCUCAAGAAGUCUGAAGUGUUUCCAUUAUCACUUAGACCAUUUGAAUCACUGUGGCUUGCUUCUCCCAGACAAAUAUCAACAGCCUUAGACAAAUGGUACAAUAUGUCGAUAUGUGCCUCUCCAACAUGGGAUCAUCAAACUGAACGUUAUACCACAAGCCACACAAGCGUUUCUUGUGAAGAACUUUAUCCAUAUUUCCCCUUUGUUACUAGGACAGUAGAUUGUAUUGAGACAUUGAAGCUUGGAGGCCAUGUUCUACAUUCUAAAUAUGUACGCUGCUGAGAUCCAAGAUGGGUAUUUAGUAUUAUUUAUGGUGAUGUUAGAAUAGGAGUAUCUAUUCUAUUUAAUGUAUUUAUAAAAUAUUACAUCAUGAUGUAUACUAGGAAUAUAUACUAGGACACAAAAAAGAUCUUGUGUUGAAACUCAUACAUGUAGCUUUUCCUUGCGUCCCUAUCAAGUAAUAUAUCAUUGUGUUCCUUAUGGACAGUUACAUAAAAUUGCAAGGUUUCAGAAUUCAGUGGUGUCACAUGUAUCAAAGGAUGUUGGUACGGGUCAUUUAAAGGGC